Molecule: messenger RNA, 2357 nt
Organism: Achroia grisella
Lineage: Eukaryota; Metazoa; Arthropoda; Insecta; Lepidoptera; Pyralidae
Product: protein FAM13A
Exons: 10
Coding region: 811-2328 (505 amino acids)
Source: RefSeq, a predicted model, not a curated record
UGAUCGCGUUGAGUCGCUUACGCCCGAGACUGCGCUAUACGACGCCACUCCUAGUUUAUUACUUGAUUACAUACUGUUACAAAACACUAAACGUGUCUAAAAUAUUACUAAAACAGAGACAUCACCGUAACGCCACUCCUCUUAAAUUAAAUAUUUUUCAUAGUGAGUGCUGUGAACAACUGUCAAGAUGAUAGACGAUAAUUGAACGCGAACCGGUUACUUUAUUUUAUUAAAAAAUAUAUACCAAUUUCUCGGAGUGACUAAAAAUUAAUCAAGAAAAUGGGAAACUUCCAUUGACCGUUGAGGGCGGAGAGGCUCAUACAAACACAUUCGACCUAUCAAUGCUAAAUUACAGACUAGUGUCAACACAUUUCUUGAAGCAACCGUAAAUUUUGGAAGCUAAUAUUUAUAUUGACUGUUUGUGCGGUGUCAAUAUGUGUCGGGAUCGUGACAUGGCGGCGCAAAGGAGUGAUAUCAUCAAAUAAAACUUUAUCUACUAACAAUAAUACGCAUUAGACUGUAAUAGAUAGUUCAGUGUCAAGUUUUCCGUCAAAACGGCGACCGAAUUCGCUCCGCCGUUUCGUUUUGUUUCUUUCAUUUUGUUUUAUAUAAAAGGAUAAGCAAUAAACCAGUUGCAUAGUGUUUGUCUGUGGAUUCAGGGGGUUUUGCCGCUGUGCGGGCCCCACUAGCGCUAAUCUGGCCAGCCGCACUCGGGACAGCAUUUCCAGGAUAUUGGACUCCAUAGUUGGCGCUGCAAGAUACUGCAUUUGCUGCGAGAGAGACGAGACACCGGAGAAGGAGACAGAAGAUAUGGCUGCGCCGGAGUGCGAGCGGGAGGCCCGCAAGCGACGCGAGCGCCGCGAUUCGGGUGGUGUCCAUGAGAGGAAAGAAAGAAGGUCCCGCAGCGAAGAACGCCUACCGCCACCACCGCCACCGCCACCGCUUCAGGACUAUAACCGACUUGAGUCGGAGCGUCGAGCUGAGCGGUUGUCUCGAGCACGUCAUCCACAAUUUGGCAUGAAACGUCGGCGUGCUACAAAGCCACAUAAAAAUCCCAAAGAAAACGACGGCUUCACAAUCGUUGAUGAUACGAACAAUAUUCAAAUAGAAUUCGCCUGUUCUGAUCUACGGAGUCGCCAAAUCAGCGAUGAGCCCGAAACUCUGGACGCAGCAGCGCUGCAACGUCAAGUUGGAAGAGUGGUCAGUGUUGACAGCGCUGAUGGCGAUGUGGUAUUAGCUGUUGUUGAACGAGUUCGGCGAGAUGAACGUAGCGCUGCAGCCAGGCCCAAGCCUCGACGUGAUCAGAUCUGCCCGGAGACCAGGCUCACGAAAAUUCAUAGGAAGAUGAACGCUCUCAAGAAAACCAUCGCUAAGUAUGAAAGUGAUUAUGAAGCAAACAACGGCCAUGCACUGACACCUGGGGAUCGCAUUACUGAUGUUCAAUUAACAAGAAUGUAUGAGAAAAUAAAGAAACUGCAGACAGAGAAACGCUUGAUUAGAGCCGAUCCAGUAGAAUACACUAUAAAACUUCACGCAGCCAAACAACAGAAGGAGAGAGAUCUAAAGCUGAAUAUUGCAUUGAAAAGUGACAAACCUAUGACUGAACUCGUUUUGGAUAUUGAAGAGUGGCUCGAAGGCAGUCGUCAAGCAUCUGGUAGAUCGGGAUUACCUGAAUCCAGCUGGUCUCCUGAAGAAUGGGCUGCAGAAAAACAUUGUAUACAGAGAGCACUGUGUCGCCUGGAGACAGCCAGGGGCAGGCCGGCUGCGAACACUCCAGACCGUGACGCGGCCAGACCUCUAUACGAUAGAUACAGAGAUGUCAAGAAAUGCGUGUCUAACUUCAGACCUGAUUCAACAAAAGGAGCUAAUGGUGAACUUGCAACAAUUCACGAGCACGAGGCGAUGUUAUUUAGUGUCGACAGUUCCAGUGACUCUCAGGAGAAACCGUCAGAUUCUUCCCAGGAGACUGUAGAGACGCCUCUACAGUCGCCCCCGAACCCAGAGGUCGCUGGAAUCAUAAGUGGAGAAGAGAGGCCAUCCUCAACGUCAUCUGCACAAUCUGGCGAUGAACCCGGCCCUUCAAAUGAAGGGCUGCAUUGUCUUGGGCUCGAUGACCUCACUAAGGCACUAACAGAUGCUAAAAUGCAGAAAUGUGUACUUCGUCGCAGCAUUAAGGAGUACGAAGUAAGUUUCGAAGUUCAAAACUGCAGAAAAGUUCAAAGAGACGACAAGAAGGGCCACGAAGACGAGUAUCUUCGGUACAAAGCAGUAAAAGCUAGGAUAAAGUUGCUGAAUGCACUUAUUGAUAAACAAAAGCGUUUGACUUAAGCACCUUUAUAAAGUCUUAAUCAUUUCAA